Molecule: messenger RNA, 4709 nt
Organism: Monopterus albus (swamp eel)
Lineage: Eukaryota; Metazoa; Chordata; Actinopteri; Synbranchiformes; Synbranchidae
Gene: ltk
Product: leukocyte receptor tyrosine kinase
Exons: 30
Coding region: 202-4686 (1494 amino acids)
Biological process (GO): positive regulation of kinase activity; regulation of cell population proliferation; cell surface receptor protein tyrosine kinase signaling pathway
Cellular component (GO): signaling receptor complex; plasma membrane
Molecular function (GO): protein binding; transmembrane receptor protein tyrosine kinase activity; ATP binding
Source: RefSeq, a predicted model, not a curated record
ACAUGUCCUGCACUUUUGGACAGAUUUCUGGAGAAAAACUCAGAGCCGUUGUUUUUUCAUCACCUGGACUCGGAAGAUGACAGCCAAAUUGUCUCCUGUGAUUUUGAGUCACUGUGCCUCUGGACUUUAUCAAAUCACAGUGACCAAAGUGACUGGUCUGUGGCAUCACCACAGCAACCAGAAAGUGCACAGACUGGGACAAUGCCUGUGACGGACCACUCAGUGGGAAGCUCUGAUGGACACUUUCUUCUGCUGAGCUCCUCCCCUGCCACUGAGAACUCUGGGAGAUGCAAGUACCAUUUAACCAGCCCAGCGCUGCUGGGAAGUGACAGGCGCUGCAUCUUGCAGGUGGCUCUGUAUGAGGCUGGUCCAGCUGCGGGGAACCUCACGCUCUUGAUCAAGCCAGUUCAUUCAGGUUCAGCUGUUCACUCUGCGGAUCUCACCCACAGGAGGCCAGAUGAGUCCAGGGCGGAGUGGGAUGUUCUGGAGACUGUGAUUGGCCAGAUGACCGAACCCUUCCAGGUGACCCUGCUCUACACUUCCUGUGUGGGUGGAGAUGGUGCCACUGUGGCUCUGGACUCUCUGACGAUCAUAGGCUGUGAAUCUGAUGCAGAACAUCAGGAUGGCGCUUGUGGAGAAUCUUUCCACUGUGAAAACUCGGACAUCUGCAUCGACCGGAGCCAAGUGUGUAACUUCCACACUGACUGUCCACUAGGAGAGGAUGAGGGCUUCAUCUGUGGUGCUCUUCCGUUUGGCUCACACUGUUCAUUUGAACAGGAUGUGUGCGGUUGGUCCAUGUCCAACCAGCAGUCGGUCUGGAGGAGAGUCGCUGGAGAUGAGCUUCUGGGCAAAGAAGAUAUGCAGGGUGUCACUCUGCAGAGGACACCAGGGCACUUCUUGUUUCUGCAGGUCAGAGAGAGGACUUCCCAUGGAGAGGCAUCUCUUCAGAGCUCUUCAUUCCCUCCUCCAGUCUCUUCUACCACCUGCCAGAUGCGUUUUUCUCUGUACCUCUAUGGGCGCUUUAAUGGUUCAUUGCUGGUGACUGUAGUGGAGAAUGGGACCACUACCACCCCACUGUCCUUGGAGAGGGAUGAUCAGUGGACAGAUGACUGGCAAGAUAUUGCCCUGCAGCUGACUGGGCUUCAUCAUGGGUUCCAUGUGAGGGUGCUGGCUGUGUGGGGUGAAGGCUCCGAUGCUGACGUUGCUCUCGAUGACAUUGCAGUUGGAGCAGCCUGCUUUCAUACAAAUCUCAACUCUCUGCUGCCCGUGGCAGACUUGGAGGAUAUCUUGAGUCCCCUUGCAGAGCCUUCGGCCUCAGAGGUGUCUCUGAUGACGUGGUGGUUUAACUCGUGCGGUGCCAGUGGUCCCCACGGCCCAACCCAGGCCCAGUGUGACAGCACCUACAGGAACAAAAAUGUCAGUGUUACUGUAGGGAAGGAAGGCCCGUUGAAAGGAGUCCAAAUGUGGAGGGUGCCAGCUACCAACAGAUACUUGAUCUCUGCCUAUGGGGCUGCAGGAGGGAAAGGAGCCAAAAACCACAACAAACGCAACCAUGGAGUCUUCAUAUCUGCCAUAUUUCCUCUGGAGAAAGGAGAUAUUCUGUAUAUCUUGGUGGGCCAUCAGGGGGAGGAUGCAUGUCCUGGGAGAAAUCGCCUCACCCAGAAGAUCUGCCUGGGAGAAUCAUCAGUGAUCGAGGAUGAACUCAGGGGAGAGGCCAGUGCAGAGUGGGCUGGGGGAGGAGGCGGAGGAGGGGGAGCUACCUACAUCUUUAAGACAGAGGGGGGUGAGUUAGUCCCUUUGUUGAUCGCAGCUGGCGGAGGAGGAAAUGCCUACCUCGAGGACUCAGAGUCCAGUCCCGACCAGAUACCACUGGAGCAGUAUGAAAACAGUACCAUACGUCCCAGUACCAAUGGUCGAAUAGGUGCUGCAGGUGGAGGCGGAGGCUGGAAAGAUGGUCCGACUCUUCAUCUGAGAGCUGGCAAGUCUCUGGUGGAGGGUGCAGUGGGGGGAUUUUCAUGUCAGCUGGCCCUGACUAAGCUCAACUGGUCCACCUUUGGGGGUUUUGGAGGCGGGGGUGGGGCCUGCACAGCUGGAGGUGGAGGAGGAGGUUACAGAGGAGGUGACGCAGCGCUGAUGGAUGAGAUCACAGCUGAUGGUCAGAACGGAGUCUCAUUCAUACAUCCAAUGGGAGAGAUUUUCCUGCAGCCUCUGGCAGCAAUGGAGAGUCAUGGGGAGUGUGAGAUCAAGGUGCAGCUGAACUGCAGCCACUGUGAGAUGCAGAGCUGCAAACGAGAUGAAGAGACCCACCUUAUCCUAUGUCUCUGUGAUGACGAUGAAGUCCUGGCCAGCGACAAUGUGACAUGUGUCAGUACUGUGGCAUCUCCUGAAGGGUUGGCACCGCCGGGCCAGAUGUCGACAUCAUUGAUCCUGGCCAUCGCAGUCUGCACCACUGCCAGCAGCAUUGCACUGAUCUGCACCGGCGUCAUCCUCAACACUUCUCAUAAGCCGUUUUCACACAUGAACUCUGGACUAUGUCCACAGAAUCAGGACCGCGCUUUGUCAAGACUUGCUCUUUCACACAUGUACUCUCCCCCAUGCAGGGAGGUAGUCUGUUCCCUGGGUGCCCCGUCUCCUCCACCCUCUCCUUCACCUUCCUCUUCCUCCCCUUGUGGUACUGCACACACAGAGCUGCAGUCUAUUCAGCUGGAGCUGCAGAGUCCAGACUGCAAACUCAGUAAGCUGCGGGCCUCCACCAUCAUGACCGACUACAACCCCAACUACUGCUUUGCAGGGAAGGCUGCCUCACUCAGUGAACUGAAGGAAGUACCGCGCAAGAACAUCUCUCUUUUUAGGGCUCUUGGCCAUGGUGCAUUUGGUGAAGUCUAUGAGGGGCAAGUUCUGGGCAUGAGCACUGAUAAUAGUCCCAUGCAGGUGGCCAUAAAGACUCUCCCAGAGCUCUGCUCUGAACAGGAUGAAAUGGAUUUCCUAAUGGAGGCGUUGAUUAUGAGCAAGUUCAGCCACGAGAACAUUGUGCGCUGCAUGGGUGUCAGCCUGAGCAUCUUGCCACGCUUCAUCCUGCUGGAGCUGAUGACGGGAGGAGACAUGAAGAGCUUUCUGAGACAGAACAGACCUCGAGCUGGCCGCCAGACCUCAUCUCUCACCAUGCGGGAGCUGCUGCGGAUGGCCAGAGACGUCGCCUGUGGCUGUCACUACCUGGAGGAGAACCACUUCAUACACAGAGACAUUGCGGCAAGAAACUGCUUGCUUACCUGCCCUGGUCCAGACAGAGUGGCCAAGAUUGGAGACUUUGGCAUGGCACGAGACAUUUACAGAGCCAGCUAUUACAGGAAAGGAGGUCGUGCUAUGCUGCCAGUCAAAUGGAUGCCACCUGAGGCCUUUAUGGAGGGAAUCUUCACCUGCAAGACUGAUACAUGGUCAUUUGGAGUGCUGCUGUGGGAGAUCCUCUCUCUGGGUUACAUGCCUUAUCCGUGCAAAACCAACCAGGAGGUGCUGGAGUUUGUCACCAGUGGAGGCAGGAUGGAUCCUCCAAAGGGCUGCCCAGGACCUGUCUAUCGGAUCAUGACCCAGUGUUGGCAGCACUGCCCCGAGCACCGGCCCAACUUCUCAACAAUCCUUGAAAGAAUUAACUACUGUACUCAGGACCCAGAUGUGAUCAACACACCCCUUCCAGUGGAAUAUGGCCCAACUACAGAGGAUGAUGGCAGCACUGUAAUUUGUUCCUCUAACCACACUUCCACCAGCCUCACUCCAUAUCUGGUGUCCCACCCCGUUUCCCAGGAUUCCUCCUCUCAGCUGGGUCUCUCCUCUCUGGGCCUGAGUCGCAUUCUUCUACCCCCCCAGCCCUCCAAACCCUGUUUCCUCCUCCAGAGAACCCAACCUGUCACCCAUGAUGUGACAUCAUGCUGCGAUGCGCUGGAGCCGUCCUGGGCUGAGCCCGCUCUCGCCCCUAGCUUGUGCGCAAGAGGUCACUGGCUUCACCCUGAGCCUCCCCAGCACCGACUUUGCUCUAGAAACAGCUCCUCCUCAGGCAGCCAGAGGCUAAAGAAUAAAACUAAAAACCUGUGGAACCCCACAUAUGGCUCCUGGGUUCUGGAAAAUAUCCGUGGGAAGAAAACACUGGCUCACACUCAGUCCAUGCCGCUCUCAAACUCCACUUCCUCCAUCUCCAGCACACUAACAUGCAAUCCAACUCCAGAGAGCAACAAGGCUGAGUUAGAUAACUCCAACAGCACCCACCUCAGCCCUUCCAGCCUCUGCACUUCCUCAGCUUCAUCCCAGUCCUGCCAGGCUGAAGUUGCCAAGAACACAUUAUCGCAUAAGACCCCAGCAGGUGGCACCACAAAAGCCAGCAUAGGCCUGGCUAAGCUCCAGAGUUUCCCCUGUGGCAACGUCAACUGUGCCUAUGAUGAGCCAAGCUCUGAGGCAGAGAACCUGCUCCUGGUUAUGCCCAAAGCCCCAGAAGCCAUCACUACCACCAGCUCUGGCCUAAGUAUCUCCUCAGGGACUAGCCUGGGACUGGCAUCUUGUAUGUCCAAGACCCUGCUGAAGCGCCAUGCCAGCUACGGACACGAGGACAUGAGGAGACACAAGAAGUUUGAGAAACCCACACGCGACCGAGACUCAGGUUUAUCUCUGUCUGAAGACCAUAGUGUUACCCCAGUCUAAGAAAUGGCUUACUGCAACAGGGA